Molecule: messenger RNA, 862 nt
Organism: Raphanus sativus (radish)
Lineage: Eukaryota; Viridiplantae; Streptophyta; Magnoliopsida; Brassicales; Brassicaceae
Product: small polypeptide DEVIL 14-like
Exons: 1
Coding region: 127-264 (45 amino acids)
Biological process (GO): negative regulation of cell population proliferation
Source: RefSeq, a predicted model, not a curated record
UGUACUAUAUAAAGCAAUCUAAUCCCUCCAGCAGCCAAAAACCAUCAGAACAAGAGUUUACAUAGUUUUUUACUUUGAUAAAAGAUAUAGUUUUUUCUUUACUUGGAAGCUUUGUCGGUAGGAAGAAUGGAAACGACAGUUCUGUUGAGCACUAGUAGGAAGGUUAGGACAUGGAAAAAGUGUUCGAAGCAGAUGAAGGAGCAAAGGGCUCGUCUGUACAUCAUCUGGAAAUGCGCCGUCUUUCUUCUCUCUUCCCAUGAUUGAUCAUCAAUCUUGAUCCCUUCUUGCUUAUGUAUUAGUUUAGUUCCGAGAUAAGGGAAGAUAAUAGAGUUUACUUUUCUAAUAGAGAGUGAUUGCAUAUGGAAAAGCCAACUAUGUAUAAUAAUGUGAACUAUAUGUUCCGAUCAUGGUCGAAAAAUCCGUUGUGUACUAUACUAGGCCUGGGCAUUUUACCCGGACCCGAAGAUCCGACCCGAAACCGACCCAAAAAAACUCGGUCCGGGUAGGAACCGAUCCGAUCAAAUUACUUUAUCGGGUCCUGUUGUAGAGGACCCGCAGGUCUUGGACCCGACCCGACCCGAACCCGAAACCCGGCGGAUACCCGAAUUAAUAAUAUAAAUUAAAUAAAAUGAAUCAAUGGGGAGUCGAAGACGGGUUAUUUGUCUACAUAGCAAAGGGGUCAGCCACUAGGAGACAACCAACUAUUGUUCUAUCUCGCAUAGUUUAGUAUAUAUACACAUUUUAAUAUAAUAAAAACACAAAUUUUAAAUAAAAUGUCAAAUAUUUUCGGAUAUAUUAAUAUUUUCAGAUUUUUUUUUUGUAUUUUUAGGUAUUUUUUAGGUUGAACCCGAACCGAACCCGA